AUGUGAUUACUUCACAUCUACUUAAAAAUUAUCUUUAUUUCUUAGUCCCUCUAAUAUUCCUAAAAUAACUUGUUGUUUUUUAACAAGCAAUACCAAAUUUUCCUUUCACUAAAGCAUAUGGGCCAAUUUAAAUGAGUUAAAAGUAGUACAGUUUUUAAAACAGCUCUAUUUAAUUCAGGUUGAAUGUCUUCAUGUAGGCAAAACUUCCAUUUAUUUCAGAUGCUUAUAUCAAUGUUUUCCAAACAUCUUAGAAAAUUACCUGGGGCACUUAUAAAAAUAAGAAUUCUGCUUCCCAAACCAAAGCUACUGAAGCAAAUGAGUGGUUUUUAAAGUAGAAAUCUAAUUUUUGAACCCCUCUGAAGAGUGCCCAAUUGGAAAUGAGUACAACAUAUCACUGCAAUGCAAUAGUACAGUGAUUCUGGAUAUUUGAUACAAUUUGUACAAAAGGUACUUAGCAAUGUCUUAUUCAGAGUUGUAGUUGCGUUCUGGUUUCUGCAAUUUCAUCUCCAUGGACAAGGUUUGAGAUGCUUCUGGGCCACACAUAUCUCAGCCUGUUGUGUAUUCCUCCCUCCGCCCCGUAGUCCAGUUUCUGUCUCUCCUUGUCAAAAUACUUGGCUUCAAGAAGUUACUCAUUUCCAGACUAUGUUUAACAGUUUAAAAAAACAAAAAUGUUUUUAAAGCUUUAAAGCAUGCUUUUACAUUGGAAUUUGUAGAUUCUUUAAAAUGCAGCUUUGACCUUCACUUGAACAUCAUUUGAUAGCAAAAGGAGUAAACAAUUGUGGAUUGUUCCAUUAGUCCUGCAGGGAACAUGAGAGCUUUGAGGAAUUACAUGUCACACAAAAGAAACUACAUUUAAUGUGACUGAAAGAUGUGGAGGUUAGAAGGUUAGAAAGUAGACUUUCCGGUUUUUGUCCCAGGCCAUGAGCUAAUCAAAAUAGCUAUGGAAUCUCACAGAAAAACAGGGAGUAAUUUUUUGUUCAUCUGUCCCUUGCUUUGCCAUUAGGAAACUGCUCUCUCCCCUCGGAACAUAUGGAAGAUUGUUUGCAGAGAAAGAAGAAAAGCAGAGGAGAGAAUCUACGUCUUCAGGAGGCUAAAGGACAGAGUAUUGAAAUGGCCUGGACAGUGUUCAGAAUUAAUGCCAGCAAGUCAAAUCUUCACCUGGGGCUCAACUGGGAAGAAACAAAAGAAAAAUCAAUAUGCAGUCAAAGAACUGCCUCAUUUUUCUAGAAGGUGACCUCCCCCCACCACCCACUCCUCAGAAGAGUCCCAAGGAAGCUCUCCCUUAGCAACAGCACCGAAAGUUCCAGAAACUGUCCUAAACCCUGAUGGUCAGCUCCAGCUUGUGUGUGGAAAUCAGACUUAUUGCCGAAUCGUCUUACCAGAGAAAUGCACGUGGCAGUGGUGGCAGCAGACGUGAUCAUGCUCCUUAGCAUGGGGUGGACCUCAGACUCUCUCUGCUCACCCACCAUAUUUUAUAGAGACUGCUGGAUCCGUCGCUUCCCAGGUCUUCUAAUUGACCUGGAGGAGUCUCAGAAGAUGGGAGCUCAGUUCUUGAAGUAUUAUUCUGAGAGCACUGGCCAGAAAUGCAGUAGGAGCUGCUGUCUUAGGAAGGAUGUGGCCUGUAACGUGGCUGUCUUCUACCAUGAUCCUAUUCAUGACAAUGUCAACUGCCUCCACGUUCACUGCCCAACACUGGAAAGCUGCAUUUUAGAGCCUGGAACCAGUGCCAUUUUGUACAACAUAACAGAGGGGAUAGAUCCAGAUUUGCUGGUUUUUGGACAAUCACCUUCCACAUACGAUUAUCAAAAUACCCGUUCUUCAUCUAAUAGAUGGGACAGACUAAGGAAUCUAAAACCUAUGACUCUAGAUAAACAACCACCAACCAUGAUAAACCAAAUGCUACUGUCAAUAGAGGCUCCAUCAUCAACCACACAUCCAGAUUUGGUGGUAAACACAAGCACUACCAGGUAUUCCAAGGAAUUAACCACAGGUUCUUGGGCAAGAUUCAUUUCCCUGAAUGGUUCCAUUACCACAAAGGUAAAUAAGGAGUCCACCAGUACUGGUUUCAUCAGCAAUCCAGAUAACAAGACUAUUUCUCCUUUUUUGGUGCCCACAGACACAAAGCUCUCUCAUAUGCCUAUUCCAGCUCAACUCAACAGCAGUAAACAACUACUGAACAAAACCAAAGGGUACAACAGCAGAAACCACACAUCUGAGAACGAAGACGCGACACCAGAUGGGGCAUCUGUGACUUCAAAGGCGUGGUGGGUUCCUGCGGCCCUUGGUACCUCUGUCAUCAUUCUUUGCUGUUGUAUAGUCAUCCUGGCAUCUGGAUGCUGUCGAAAGAAGCAGGGCCAGUAUAAACCGGGACAGAGAAAGUCAGGAUCUAGGCAAAUUUAAAAAUGUAGCAUUCUGAAGGAGAACUCUUAAUAGUAAAAGUUGUAGAGAUUGUAAGCUUUCAAAGAGUAUCAUUUUUAGUUUUCUAUAAGACAAGGGCAGUUUGGUAAGAAAGAAUAAUUGCAUAGGAUGCCCACUCCUACCAAUCUCUAAAACAGGCUAGUGUUUGAUAAACAUAACUGCUUUUUAAAUUAUUUUCUUUCUUUUGAAGUGUACCCUUUGCCAAAGUUCCAAAAUGCUGUCCUCCCUCUGCAGGUAUGUAGCAUCAUGUGCAAGAUAUAGUUCUAAGUGCUGUACAUGUAUUAACUCAUUGAACCCUUACAAUUCUGUGUUAGGUAUACUAUUAUAAACCACUGUACUAUUAUUAUCACGUUAUACAGAUGAGGGAACUGAGAAGAGACACUAAGAAUCUCACUAGCUGAAGUCAUAUAGCCAGCUAGUAAGUAGCGAAGGCAGGAUUUAACAGGCAAUAUGGUUCACAAGUCCAUGCUCAAAAUCACUGUUAGACUAAAAGUCUCCAUUUUACCAAUAAGCAUGGAAAAAAGAUACAGGGAGAAAAACACUGUAACAUCUUAUUUGUCUCCUGUCAAAUUAUUGUCAUAUUAAUAAAAUCUUCUAGCCGUUUGAGCAAAAAAAACCCUACAAAUUAUUAGUCACUAACCCAUGAGUAAAUGCUUCCUGAUUGAGUUUUCUGCGUUCAAUUGUUAAUCCUUCUCAAUCCUAAUUCAUCAUCUUCCUUUUUAAAGCUGACAUGCCUUUCAAUAAUUAUGGCACUGAGACCUUUCAGUUUUAUGUUGACUUCUGUUGACUAAAGCUUGGAGGUUGGCAGUUUACAUCCCAUUGUAUACAUUGUUUGCCCAGGUGCAAAUAUUAGCUCUAGGUAGUUCAACUCUAUCCACUUCUUACACCAGAUGUUACUCCCUCAAUCUUACACUGAGUCAUAAAUGCUGAAAACUGAUUCAAGUCUCUAAUGAUCUUAAUCUCAUCCCUGAAACUCUUUUUAAUGUGAGAACAGAUUGACAGUUACAAUCAGAGAAUAUACGAGGAAAUCUUAUUACAAGAUUAAUAAAUAGUAGUUCCCUCAGAAUAUUAACCACAAAUAAAAGUAUGAAUUAAAAAAAAUUAAUUUACCUUAACUAUUUAUAAUAUCAUAAAGUUUAUCAAUUUCUUUCCUAAGACAUAAUGAAAAAAGCUCAUACUAAUUAGGGGAUAUUGUUUUAUAGAAAUGACCAUAAUUUGGGGGAAAUAUAUUUACCUUGGUAAGAAAACAAAUUCAUACUCCUUCUCUUCUCCAGCCCAUCUAAGUAAACUUAAGACUGGAGAGGCAACCAGACCAGAGUGAGCCAAGAAGCAAAAACAACUGGCCUCACAAACACGUCCUUUCAUGGAAGCCAAAGGGAGCAAAGAGAACUUCUGAAUAGAAUCUAAAACUUUACGAAACAGGUACCAGGGCCCAGUCAACAACGAAGCUAAGGCUGUUAUACCCAUUUGGGAAAAAUAACUGACACUGAAAUCUCUCCAACUUUGUAGCUAGCUAGAUCUUGUAGCUGCCCGGAGUUAGCCAAAUGGCAAAGGUUAAAGGGCACGGUCCUAGACAAAACCACCCUCACUUCUGACACCAACUGUAAGUUCAGGGUGGGUCGGGGUUCCCCAAACCACCUUCAGGUGUAAUUUACUAGAAUUUGGACAAUUCAA
This is a messenger RNA of Rhinolophus ferrumequinum (greater horseshoe bat), 4092 nucleotides long. RefSeq names its product MANSC domain containing 4 (gene MANSC4). Lineage: Eukaryota; Metazoa; Chordata; Mammalia; Chiroptera; Rhinolophidae. The transcript has 4 exons. The record is from RefSeq and is a predicted model, not a curated record. Bases 1387 to 2400 code for a protein of 337 amino acids.